Molecule: messenger RNA, 2015 nt
Organism: Cokeromyces recurvatus
Lineage: Eukaryota; Fungi; Mucoromycota; Mucoromycetes; Mucorales; Mucoraceae
Exons: 2
Coding region: 117-1667 (516 amino acids)
Biological process (GO): protein desumoylation
Cellular component (GO): nucleus; cytoplasm
Molecular function (GO): SUMO-specific endopeptidase activity
Source: RefSeq, a predicted model, not a curated record
CUAGAAGAGAAAGAAAUGAAAUCAAUAGUCAAACGAUAUCAGAGCAUUCAAAUAGUGAAACAACUACAGAUAGUAAUGCGCCAAUACGUUCUAGUUCUAGAUUAAGAACAUCUAAAAUGAAAGAUAACAGAGCUGAAGUAAUUGAAAUCAAUUCAGAUGAUGAAGCAGUAUUCGAAUCUGACGAAGAAAUUGGUAUCAUCAGACGUCCAACCAAACGUCGAUUAAUUCAACAUCCCUCAGAAGAAGAUAAGUCGGAUGAAACCAAGACAAGAAAGCAUACAUUAAAUUCUACUGAUUCAACGACAUUACGAAGGCGGUCUAUGAGAUCACCUAUCAAUACAACCUUGAUGACUCCGUUAAAAAUUCAUAAAACGCCUAUGAUCGAAUAUGACUCAUCCACAUCACCUAUUAGAAAAAUUCCUGAAUGUGCCAUCAAGAUAUCUAAAGAACCUGAAAAGUUAAUGUCACCUUUUAAAAGAUUAUAUUCAGAUAAAAGAGCAUUUGAAGAUUCAAAUCAAAAUCAACAUAAUGCAUGCGUUGAGGGAAGUCGUUUAUAUAAGAAACUUAAAUCAAAAAAUGAAAUAGAUAAUGAAAAGGGCUCAAAUGAGAUAGUGACCUAUGGCAACGAAAGUGAUAAACAGAAUAUACCCAUUUUAUCCUAUCCUAAAGAAACAUCUCCCACUUCAACUAAACAAAAUGCCGAGAUAAAUGAUAGCUCAUGUGUGAAGGAAAAGUCUUUUAUUGAAAGACUAUCUGAACGUACAAGCCAAGCAGCACGAAGGGAUUUAAUUAAAAAGUAUUUAAAUAUGAAUCAAGAUAAGAUCCCCAAGGAAGAGGAUACAGAUAAUACCCUAUUAUUUAAUUCUCAAAAUAGUGGAAUAAAAGCGAAUACGACUCGUGAUGAACCGUCAUUAUCUCCUUUGAAAGAUGCUGAUAAACAACAGAAGAAGCAGCAGCAGCAGCAGCAGCAGAAAACAAGUCUUAAGAUGACGGGAGAUACUUUAUCAUCUGUCAAUCAAGAAAUUAUUCAUCUUGACAUGGAUGAUGAAAAAGAAAAAUGUAAAUAUCGAGCAACGAGUCAUGAAUCAUUUACAAGAUCUACGCAUCCUAUAAAGACGUCUCCUAAAACAUCUUCACCUAUACCUAUUCAAGUACCUUUAAAGUCAUCAUCAUCUCCUGUGAAGGAUAUAAUAACAGUAACAUUACACGAUCAAAUGGAUGAUUAUAAGCCAGAGCCUAUUGGGAAUGAUGAGCAUCUAUUGAUGUAUCCCUUUGACGGUAAAAAUUCCAUCACUCUUUACGAAAGAGAUUAUAGUCGACUUGAUGAAGGAACUUAUUUGAAUGAUACCCUGAUUGAUAUCUUUCCCAAGAUUUGGGCGAAUGAUUAUCCAAGCACAAAUAUUCAUACUUUUAGCUCAUUCUUUUUUACAAAACUAUCUGGAUCUGCAGCAACAGCAAUCCAAUAUGACACUGUUAAAAGAUGGACUGCUAAUAUAAAUAUUUUUGAAAAGAAGUUUGUUGUAGUGCCAGUUGCUCAAAACAAUCAUUGGUUUAUCAUUCUUGUCGUGAAUCCUAGUCUUUGUAUUCCGAAUAGUAAAGAUACUUGUGAGGAUGGACAUAAAAGUAAAGUACUUUAUGCCGGAGAAGUAUUAGAUCGAGAAAAGUAAGUUAUAUACAUGUAUAUAUAUAUAUAUAUAUAUAUAUAUUUAUAUACAUAUAUUGAUCGGCUUUCAUUAGACCAUAUAUCAUGGUACUUGAUCCUUUAAAUUUAUACAAGCAAAAACCGGCAAAGGUACUAUUAAAGUAUUUGAAAAUGGAAGCUUUACAUAAAUUGAAUAUACUUGAAUCCAACUUUAUUGAGCCAGAUAUCGUUCUUUCUUCUUGUCCCGGCCAAAAAAAUUUUACAGAUUGUGGAGUCUUUUGUUUGCAUUAUGUAAUGAAUCUGUACAAGUAUGAUAACUACAUGACAAAUAUUCUUUUUGUAAGUAUAUACAUAUAUAUAUAAUGCAUAGAUA